Molecule: messenger RNA, 800 nt
Organism: Cylas formicarius (sweet potato weevil)
Lineage: Eukaryota; Metazoa; Arthropoda; Insecta; Coleoptera; Brentidae
Gene: RpL13
Product: large ribosomal subunit protein eL13
Exons: 1
Coding region: 80-745 (221 amino acids)
Biological process (GO): translation
Cellular component (GO): cytosolic large ribosomal subunit; ribosome
Molecular function (GO): structural constituent of ribosome; RNA binding
Source: RefSeq, a predicted model, not a curated record
UUCAGUGACAUUUUCCUUUUCGUCGUCCAUUUUACGUGUGCACGUGUUUUGAGUGCCAGUGAGCGCAAAUUUAUACGCCAUGGCGCCAAAAGGUAACAAUAUGAUUCCGAAUGGCCAUUUCCACAAGGAUUGGCAGCGAUUCGUCAAGACGUGGUUCAAUCAACCGGCCCGGAAAUUUCGCAGGCGACAGAACCGGAUUAAAAAAGCAAAAGCUAUAGCACCCAGGCCAGCUGCCGGCCCUUUAAGGCCCGUUGUGAGGUGUCCCACUGUUAGGUAUCACACCAAAGUACGCGCAGGUCGUGGUUUCACUCUUCAAGAAUUGAAAGCUGCAGACUUAAACCCCAGAUUCGCUCGUACUAUUGGUAUUGCUGUAGACCCAAGGAGGCGUAACAAAUCUGUUGAAUCAAUCCAAAUAAAUGCCCAACGUCUUAAGGAAUAUAAGGGUAGAUUGAUUCUAUUCCCCAUUCAUGGUAAGAAGAAGCUCCGCAAGGGAGAAGCUUCUGAAGAGGAAAGGAAAGUCGCAACCCAAUUGACUGGAGAGGUUUUGCCCAUUAAGCAGUCCACACUGAAGAUGAAAGCCAGAGUGCCGACAGAGCAGGAGAAAAAAUUCAAGGCCUAUGUGACCUUAAGAAAAGCACGUGCUGAUGCUAGACUGGUUGGUAUUCGUGCUAAGCGGGCAAAAGAUGCUGCUGAAAAUCCCGAUGAUAUAUCCAAAGCUGGUAAAGAGAAGAAGGCCAAGAAGUAGACCAUUCUUGUUUAAUUUUGUAAGAGGUUUAAAAUAAAGUUUCUUAAGUGAUGAA